AUGUUCUGGACCAUCGGAUGCGUUUAUGGGGCAUCUUCCGUCAUAUUCGGGGCCUUUGGAGCUCACGGGCUCAAGAAAACCAUCAGUGACCCCGCAAGGCUCGCAAACUGGUCGACCGCUGCUCAAUACCAGUUAAUUCAUAGCGGUGUCCUCCUUUUGACUGCCACAGCAGCUCCAAAGAACAAGGUUGCUGCCGCACUUUUCACCGCCGGGAUGACGAUGUUUAGUGGCAGCAUUUAUCUUCUCGUUCUGGAUCCCCAGCGUUUCAAGGCUUUAGGCCCUGUGACUCCGCUGGGAGGCAUGUGCUUGAUCGCCGGAUGGGCCGCCCUCGCUUUUGGCAGUCGAGGUCGAUUUAUUCAGUGA
This is a messenger RNA of Fonsecaea erecta, 363 nucleotides long. RefSeq lists its product as hypothetical. The record is from RefSeq and is a predicted model, not a curated record. The coding region runs from base 1 to 363 and encodes 120 amino acids. NCBI's taxonomy places the organism in Eukaryota, Fungi, Ascomycota, Eurotiomycetes, Chaetothyriales, Herpotrichiellaceae. The transcript is spliced from 3 exons.